Messenger RNA from Plasmodium vivax (malaria parasite P. vivax), 525 nucleotides. RefSeq lists its product as hypothetical. The record is from RefSeq and is a predicted model, not a curated record. The transcript has a single exon. The coding region runs from base 1 to 525 and encodes 174 amino acids. Lineage: Eukaryota; Apicomplexa; Aconoidasida; Haemosporida; Plasmodiidae.
AUGAAGGAGUAUGAAAAUUUGGAAAUUCUGAAGAAAAAAUUCAGCCCCCUGCUUUUUAUUUUCCGAAAGGAUGAGGAAAACGAAUUGAAGAAGUACACAAAGAAAUGCACCCUGGUGAAUGCAAUCAAACAUUACAAGGGACAGACCCCCAAGGAAUAUGGCACCUCGGUGGAAAGUAGGUCCAAUCUGCACACGAAGAAUAAAAUAAUGAGUUACUUUGAAAGGCCUCUUGGUGUUUUCACCAAAUUUUAUGAUAAUCCUAUUGUAUUGGAAAGGGGCCAAUUUUUCAGAACAAAUAAUAUGAACCGGAAUGGGGGACUCACCUACAGGCAUAACAAUAACAGCGUGUUGAAUAGGACCCUCCUGAAUUCGAAAUACUUCCCCAACAUUUUAAAUAACAACAUCGUUCGCAUGGCAAAUGAUGAGGAAUCUGAUUUUGGGGACUUGGAGGAGGAGUACGUGGUGGUGAAGAAGGUGUACACCUACGUGCGCGAGUUCGACAGCAUGUACAUGUACAUCUUCUAG